This is a messenger RNA of Chelonia mydas (Green sea turtle), 6119 nucleotides long. It is a transcript of the gene FGF14, whose product is annotated as fibroblast growth factor 14. Gene Ontology annotation, biological process: positive regulation of cell population proliferation; positive regulation of protein phosphorylation; positive regulation of gene expression. Gene Ontology annotation, cellular component: cytoplasm. The record is from RefSeq and is a predicted model, not a curated record. Lineage: Eukaryota; Metazoa; Chordata; Testudines; Cheloniidae. Gene Ontology annotation, molecular function: growth factor activity; fibroblast growth factor receptor binding. Bases 779 to 1522 code for a protein of 247 amino acids. The transcript is spliced from 5 exons.
UGCCUCCGGAAGGGAAGAGAGAUCCCUGCAACUUUGAGCUGGCUGGACAAAGCGGAGGAGCCGCCGCUCCCCGCGCCGGCCGGCUUGGGACUGGGCGUGGGGCAAAGGGGCUGGCGCGCGCGAGAGAGACACAGCUCCAGCCACCCCGGGGCUUUGGUUGCGCCGGGGAUUGGGCCGGCUGGGCAGCGCCUCGCCCUCCAAGCAGAGCGGCGAGUUUGUGGAGAGCGGCGAGCGAGCCGCGCAUUGCAAUCAGGGAACCCCAGCUGGGAGCAGAGGCGGCGGCGGCGGCUGCUGGGGGAUCCGUUAGAAACUAGCAAUCCCCCCACCACCCAAAAAAACCCCCAUUGCACCAGCCCCCGGCUCUGCUGGGGGAAGGGCGGAGGGACUCGCGGUGGGGUGGCACGGCUGCGAUUGCCGCGCUCUCUCUCCAGAUGCUGGUUUCGGAAGCACUUGGCAGGCACCAGGCAGGAGCCUGGAGGCGGCGGCUGUAGCCGCGGCGGCAGCAAUGGGAGCCGGCUGCUGAGGGGCGCCCGGCCGAGGGGAGCGCCCGGCGCCGGAGCCCCGGCAGGUGGCACCCGCGGCGGGGGCCCAUGCGGUGACCGCGCCGAGCCGCGGGUGCCCCCAGGCUGCAGUUGCGGCUGGAGGAGCCGGAGGAGGGUCUCGCUUGUCGGUGGCGCCCGGGGAUGGGUCCCCGCCGCGGCUGAGCCCCAGCGCCCGCCCAGCCCCUGUCUCCGCUCCGGCCGGCCGGUGAGCCGGGAGCCGCCCGCCGGGAGCAGCCAUGGCCGCGGCCAUCGCCAGCGGCUUGAUCCGCCAGAAGCGGCAAGCGAGGGAGCAGCACUGGGACCGGCCCUCGGCCAGCAGGAGGCGGAGCAGCCCCAGUAAGAACCGGGGGCUCUGCAAUGGCAACCUGGUGGAUAUUUUCUCCAAGGUCCGCAUCUUCGGGCUGAAGAAGAGAAGGUUGCGGCGCCAAGAUCCCCAGCUCAAGGGUAUAGUGACCAGGUUAUAUUGCAGGCAAGGCUACUACUUGCAAAUGCACCCCGAUGGAACUCUCGAUGGAACCAAGGAUGACAGCAGUAAUUCUACACUAUUCAACCUUAUACCAGUGGGACUACGAGUUGUCGCUAUCCAGGGUGUAAAGACAGGGUUGUAUAUAGCCCUAAAUGGAGAAGGUUUCCUCUACACAUCAGAACUUUUUACGCCGGAGUGCAAGUUUAAGGAGUCGGUUUAUGAAAAUUAUUAUGUAAUCUACUCAUCCAUGCUCUACAGACAACAAGAGUCGGGUAGGGCCUGGUUCCUGGGGCUUAAUAAGGAAGGGCAGGUCAUGAAAGGAAACAGAGUGAAGAAAACAAAACCAGCAGCUCAUUUUCUACCCAAGCCAUUGGAAGUUGCCAUGUAUCGAGAACCAUCCUUGCAUGAUGUUGGAGAAACAGUGCCAAAGGCUGGGGUAACUCCAAGUAAAAGCACAAGUGCAUCUGCAAUAAUGAAUGGAGGCAAACCAGUGAACAAGAGUAAGACGACAUAGCCAGAUCCUCACAGGUGUUGUGACUUAUUGAGCCCUGAGUACAGUUGAGCAAUUUAUCCUUGCCGGACUCUCCGACUUCAGUGUCUGUGGAUCAGCUUGAGGCAAGUGAAUACUUGCUCUUUGCUGUUUCUGAACUAAAUUGUUGCAAGUGGAUAAAUCUCAACAUGUAGCUCCUCCCACAACAAGAAGACACCUGGAUAACCAGCUAAACUCAGACCAUGGAAUGCCCUACCAGAUAUGGAAUGCCUUUUUAAUAUCUUUUCUGUGACUGUGACACUUCAUGUGAAUGACAUACUUCACAAGUACACUUGAUACCUUGCCUGCUGACAGUUACCCAUAAUCCCUUUUUGAGUCCAGUUUCAGCGAAAUCCAUGUGUUUAAGUUCUAUUUUGUAGCACACAGAUAAUAUCAAGUAAUUUCUAGUUAGACGCUGUAAACCUGUGCUGUUAUGGAUUUCUCUUCUUCCCUUUUUUUUACAAGGCUGCUUGCUCCACUGUCUGUGACCUUUUGCAGGGAUUGUGGUUCUCUAAACUUAAAUGUUGCAGGUGGCUUAGUUCUGAAAGCAAUCAGGGAAUCAGGAAGCCUUCAAAAACCUAUUAUUAUGAAUUAUAUCUAUGAAGACUAGGAUCAUUGUCUCCGACGUAGAAUAUUGAUAAAUGUGAAUACACUUUAGUAACCAGUACCAUGCUCCUGAGGUUGGCAUUAUUGUGGUGGGAAAAGUGUCAAACACGACCAGUAGAAAAAUUUUUGAGACUAGUGUUUGACAUCUCCCUAUAGUUUCUUUUUGUGUGUGUGUUUUAUACAUAUCACAGGCUUACUGGUAAUGGUAACAUUUGCCUUGCCCAGCGAGCAAGACCCACUCAUUUUUGGGAAAGUGGGUCCAAAGAACUCUGUAGGCCUUGUAGGCCUGAAUUAAGGCUCAUUUUUCACCUACUAAUCAUCAUUGUUUGAAAAACAAUAAUUAAGACUAACAAGAAUUGCGCUACCUAAAUCCAGUUCAGAUCUAAUCCUUUCCUGUUUUUAAUUAACUGAAUUUAAUGCCAUCAUUAUUUUGGCUGUUUCCCACUCUUCCUCAGCAAAGCACGGGCAAGGAUGAUGUUGUGUUCUUUUUAGCAGCACCAAUGCAAAGGGUGGUUACAAAUUAUACUUUAAAUAUAUUUAAAAUUAUACUUUUAAUUUUUUUUUAAACUGGGUCUAUUAGAAAACAUUAACAAAAAAUGUUUAGCUCAGCAUGCAGAGUCCAGUCCUAUGUAUUUCACCCUGUAACCCAUACCUCUAACCCAGCUUUUUAGGAUGUUCCCACCCAGUUGCUAGAUAAACGGUGCCUUGCCUUGCUUUCUGUAUAUUAUACAUUCUAACUAGCGGAAAUCAAACCCAUUAUGAGAUUGAGUCCUUGGAUCAUGUUCAAUUGCUUCAUGAAAAAUAUUGGUGACAUUUCACUGGUGUCAGUUAACUGUCAUGAAACCAAUUGAGAAAAAAAUAAAAUGGGUAAUAAGCUUUAGACAGUACAACAAAGAUGCCAUUGUAGUGUUAAAUACUGUAGGUAAUGAGUUUCAAAUAUUUAGUCGCAUACUUUCAAAAGACUGAAAUAAGGCUAUUCUGUGUGUGCUUAAUAGGCAUUUGCUUCUCAGAAAGGGCAACAAGUACCUGAGUUUUGGCAAACUGUGUGUGACAACCUUCUAUUGGCCUCUUGCUGUUAUCAUGUUUAAGGGAGACAGACUUCAUCCUUCCCUUUUGAGCAAUUGUAUUUACUGAAAAAAAUAAUUUUCUCAUGGCAUUACACAGAGCUCUGUGACAGGCCACCAGUUGUUUCAAAUUGCUGGCCUGUUUAGCUGCAUACUGAUUCAGUCUACAUUAACUCUCCAUGCUUUGUCAUACGGGAGGGGUUCCAUUUUAAUAAGUAACCCAGCAUAUUGUUCAAGUAGGUUAUUGUAAUGCUGCUAUGAGUCUUUUGACAGUUUUAGGUUCCUUGUUUAGAUACUGUGUAAAACAGACAAAGUUUGGGGCUUUUUAAAGAGCCGAGUGAAACAUAUCAAGUGAAGUUUGUUUGUAAGUAUUUAAACAAAGACAAAGCUACGUUAAUGCUGUGACAAAAUGUGCAUAAAGUAACUUUUGGCCCAGAUCAUCCCCUCCUCUGGUGGCUUUAAAGGAGAAAAUUUCCAUGAGACACCCCUUGUGGUGAGCCUCCCAUCUCAUCCCACCAAGAGGGGUGGGACUUGUGGGCCCCCCCCCCCCCCCGCCAAAAAAAAGGCUAUGAAGCCUCCCCUGGUGGAUCAGUAGGAGACCAGGACUACCAGAGUAGAGCUCUGCCCUGGCUCUCUGGUGGCGUCCUGGCAUUGGAGCCUCAAUGACCUCCCCGUCCCCCUCACCUCUGCUGUAGCGCCUCUUGGGAUUGGGGAAGGGGGUUAUGCGGAAAAGCUGCAUUAUCUUUUGUGUCUAAUGUUCACAGAGCUGGUGAGGGAGCCUAUGUGCAUUCUUGCCCUGUCCCACUCAGUCUCCAGCCUGCCCAGUUUGGACCCUGGACUGCACAGAGGUGGCUCUGCAGGGUCCAGAGUGUGAGAAAGUGCCACAGAAAUGCCUGAGGUGUGCCCUGAGGAUGUAGAGAGCACAAGCUGGUCCUCUGAAUUUCAGCUCUCUGGAACUGGUGUCCCACGGCCAUAUACAUCACCAUUGUCACGUUUAAACCUGACAUCUCAGGCAGCUAUUAUCUCUGCCAACCCGUUGACUAGUUACAAUUAAGGCUGAAUUUAUUUUUGUACAUGACUAGUAUGUACUGUAAAUGUAUCACCAGUUUUAUUUUUGUUUACAGGGGUUGCCUGUAAGGAUGUUUAAUCCUGUGAAUGGAUGUCUUAAAACAAUUUCUUCUAAAGUCUGUUUAAACAUAGAGCACAGGGGUCUUUGUUAUUUGUGCUUUGGUCACUCCUUUAAUUUUGUCUCUUGUCUCAUCUGUUGCAUGGGAAGAGGAUGGCAAUGAUGAACUGCAUGUAGUAGGCUAUGCGUAUCAAGAACUGUUGGUAUGUAUUACUAAAUUUACAUACAUAUAUGCAAAGAGUUGGUUUGCAUUGUACAGUUUGUGUUUAUUAUCAUUUGUUGUAUACACAGAGGCAACAUAUUGAAUAAAAUGUUUAUAUGAAGGCAUAUUGAAAAACAAAACAACUUUAUCUAACAAGCAGAAUGUGCAAAAUAACAUUGCACUGGCCACAAUAUAGUGAAACCAUGUAGCUAGGUUGGCAAACUCAAUUCUCCCCCUUUACCAUGCCAAAGAAAAUUUUAGCUCCUUGAUAUAUUACCUCUCUUGCUCCAGGAUAAGACUUCGCCAUUUUGUUCCCUCUAAAAUUAAUUUUGCUGUUAAGUGAAAACUAUUUUCAACUGUCUGUUACUACUAAAGUACUGUAUAGUAAACCUGAUGAAUUAAUUUAUAUUUACAGAUUUUGUGUUUUGUAUUUCCAUGUACAGCAAUGUAUGUGACUCUACAGUAUGCCAGACAUUUGCAUGCUGUGUUUUGUAGUGUUCCUUCCUUUCUUUUUAUUUAAUCCCAGAGAGCGUGGUUUGCACAGUGGUCCAAAAAAGAAAUCCCAAUCUCUUCACUGUCUAUCUCACUAAUGCACAGGUACGUUAAUAAUGCAGAUGGGCAUUAUCUCUUCAUUUUCCCUCUGAAACAAAAAGUUCAUUUUUAUUUCAGCAACAAUUUUGGCAAACUAUCAGUCACGCAUACACACACAGUUCUUGUGCAUCCGAUGAAGUGAGCUGUAGCUCACGAAAGCUCAUGCUCAAAUAAAUUGGUUAGUCUCUAAGGUGCCACAAGUACUCCUUUUCUUUUUGCGAAUACAGACUAACACGGCUGUUACUCUGAAACACAGUUCUUGGUAGCUAUGUACAAAUUGAAUAAAGCACUAUUUUAGUUGGGCUUAAAAAGCGUUUUAUAGAUUCACAUGAACCCUUACCAGCUUGGUCAUGUUUAUGAAAAACUACAGUAGCUUCUCCAGAAAUAUCACAAGUGGUUGGUAGCUCACUUAACACCUCUUUUGCUUCUUCUCCUAUUCUUUAAGAAAUGCUCAAAUCAACAUGUUUAUGUAUUGUCAUUUUUUCAUCCAUAUGAUUUGUAUAACAAAAUUAACCCACAAAAGAAUAAAAGGACCUUCUUUCACAGUGUAUUUACUUGAAAGAAUCUUGUAAAGCUCAUAAUUGUUUACACACAGAGGGACAAAUUCUCUGCUGCUGUAGUGUUAUAGCAGUCAGUCGAGUAGACAGAGAGAUUGACCCAUGUAUUAAAGGUGUGUCUUGUUGAUCCAUCUGUUCUGUGGUACAAAGUAGAAAUAUUCAACUCCAUUCAGGUCAGAAAACAUAGGAAAAUUAGACAUAGUAUAGUUUUGUUUAAAUGCUCCUUUGGAUAAAUUUGUGAUCUGUGCAAUACAUUUCAAGAUUUUUUCAGGAUGUCUAAUGCAAGUCCUAUGAUUUUUUUUUUUUUUUAAUGUAACAAAAUCUUUGUUCUAGAGCCCAGUUGUAAAAAUAUUCAACUUAGUUUUAUUUGUCCCUGGACUACAGUACGAAAUAUAAUUUAGAAGUAAAGUGAGUCACCAUUCCAGGAAGAAGGAGG